AUGUAGCAGAAUCUAAAUUAUCUUUAUUAAAAAAUCUAUUGGAUGGAUAGCAGGGUCAGCCUUCCCUGUGCUCCUCCAAUGAUAGUUCUCCCUUGUCCACCUCCUGUGCCAGGAAGGGGUGGUCUGAGGAGGCCACCACUACCACCACCACCAUCACCAUCAUCACUAUCAUUCUCAUCACCUCCACCUCCACCUCUACUCUUCCAGCUAUCUUUAAAGAAGAUCAGCCAUACAAGUCUCUGUCUUCUGAUCUUUUUUAUGGUUCUGGUGACCCUAGUUGGACUGGGAAGGGGAAUAGUUUAGCUCUUCCACUUGCAGGAGUUAGCUGAACUCAGAAAGGGGCCAUUCACAGCUUCCAAAUCAUAUAGCACUGUCCAGAGCAUGAUCUUUGUGGGAACUAGCUCAUACCUUCUGGGAGGCAAGCCUAAAUCACAAGGCAUUCCAUUUGAAUGGGAAGACACCCAUGGAAUCAUCCUGGUUUCUGGAGUCAAACACAAGAACUGGGGUUUGGUGAUCAAUGACACUGGCCUUUACUUUGACUGCUCUACGGUAUACUUCAGGGGCCAACUCUGUGAUAAUCAGCUUCUGCCAGACUUGGUACUGAUGGAAGAAAAGAAGAUGAAUUCUUAUACCACCGGGCAGAUGUGAGUCUAAAGCAGUUACCUGGGUGCCAUGUUCAGUCUUGCCAGUGCCAAGUUUGUCAAUGUCUCUGCAUCUUCAGUGAUCAGUUCUGAGGACUCCAAGACUUUCCUUGGCCUUUAUAAACUCUAG
Gracilinanus agilis (Agile Gracile Mouse Opossum) is the source of this 771-nucleotide messenger RNA. RefSeq names its product Fas ligand (gene FASLG). Lineage: Eukaryota; Metazoa; Chordata; Mammalia; Didelphimorphia; Didelphidae. Gene Ontology annotation, biological process: apoptotic process; positive regulation of canonical NF-kappaB signal transduction; immune response. Gene Ontology annotation, cellular component: membrane. Gene Ontology annotation, molecular function: tumor necrosis factor receptor binding. The record is from RefSeq and is a predicted model, not a curated record.